Messenger RNA from Stegodyphus dumicola, 1217 nucleotides. It is a transcript of the gene CAH1, whose product is annotated as carbonic anhydrase 1. NCBI's taxonomy places the organism in Eukaryota, Metazoa, Arthropoda, Arachnida, Araneae, Eresidae. Gene Ontology annotation, molecular function: carbonate dehydratase activity; zinc ion binding. The record is from RefSeq and is a predicted model, not a curated record. Gene Ontology annotation, cellular component: cytoplasm.
AAAGCUGUUAAUUUCUUAUAUACAUAUUAUUCAAAUUAUAAUACUGAAGCAUCUGUUUCAGGUUUAACCGGAGGCCCAUUGGAGCAUUCUUACCAAUUAGUACAGUUCCAUUGCCACUGGGGAAAAUGCCACAGUUCCGGAUCAGAGCACAUGGUAGAUGGUAAAGGCUUUGCUGGUGAGCUUCAUCUCGUGCACUGGAAUGUCGAUUUAUACAACAGUGUAGAAGAAGCCCUUGCAUCUUCCAAAGGCGUCGCUGUCAUCGGUAUAUUUUUUCAGAUCGGUAGACAUAAUGAUGAGCUUGGAAAAAUAACAGAUAUCUUGCACGAAAUAACGCAAAAAGGAGAAGAAUGUUCUCUUCCAAAAAAAGUAGAUCCAUCUGCUUUCAUACCAGAGUCUCACGAUUAUUGGACGUACGAAGGAUCUCUUACUACUCCCCCAUGUUAUGAAAGUGUGACAUGGAUUCUAUUUAAAAGGCCUAUAGAAGUCUCUGAAGAACAGAUUGAAAAGUUUAAGGUCCUUCACUCCUCGAAUUUGAAGGCUUACGUAAAUGGAGAACCCGUUGUGGGUAAAGUAACAGAGAACUGCCGACCUGUGCAGCCGCUGAAUGGCCGGAUUAUACGAGAAGCUCCAUACUAAGUAAAUCCCAUCACUUUCAGUUUUUUCCCAAACAACAUCAGCAUUCUUUGUUUUGAAAAAUGCACCAGAUCUUGUGUAAUGACGGCGAUGCCAUUCUUCGAUGCCUUCUUCUGGAGCAUUUCACUGCAGCAUUUCACUGCAGCCGAUGGAUGAAGACCUUUAUUCCGAAAGUAGUUGAAAUUCUUUUCUAGAUGUCAUCUUUCCAAUCUUUCAAGAGGAUAUGCUGCAAACAUCUUGCUAAUUAUCUGAAUUUUGAAAGAAACGACAUAACAGAUUCUUUUAAUUUUUCUAAAAUGCACUAAAUUCGUCUGCUGUAUUUUUACUUUCCCGCUCAUGACUUGCUCUAAAAUUUGAAAUCUUUUACAUGAGAAGUGCUGAAUCAGCUUUUUACCUGUAUACGCUUCUGUGAUGCUUAUGUGAAGAAAAUAUUUUAUUUACGAUGUGGGCAAAAUGUAUUACUUUGAAGCAUUUAUUGUUAAUCUUAGUGCAUGUUCGUUGCAGUUAAUAUAUAGAUAUUUUUGUUGAUGUUUUAGUUUAUUAAUGUACGUUUUGUUUAAAUAAAAGUAUAUAUUUUGUGUGUA